ACGUCUCAGGCUCCCCAAAACGGGAUUCCCACACCUGCCAGCAGCUCUGGAAUCCCCAGGGAGGGUCCAGCACCACCAUCCCCUAACCAAGAUGAUAACGCCCCCUUUAUCAGCCCCACAAGAUCCUCCUGCACACAGCUGGUUAAGGUCUGACUCCUCUGCAAUCUGCCUGGAAUUUCAGCCCGCAUCUUUCCGCAGGGAGUCCAAACAAACUCACCUGGCUCUGGAGAAGCUGCUGGGCAAAGUGCCAGAGCCCUCUCUGGCCUCAUAAAGCCAAGCUGCUCAGGAAAACCAAACUCCUUUUCGUGACCUUGGAGUGCUUCCAGCGUUAUCUGUCUCGCCAGGAAGGGAGACACAGGGAAAAAGGGGGGGAAAAGGGCCCUGUCCUGCUUCUCCUCCCCAGUGUGACCCCUGAGAGCCACCCCCGAGCCUGGUGACGAGUGGGACAGUGGCUGUGGUGACAAAGGGAUCAGCACACACGGGCAGGUCUCCCGUGGAGACCUCUCUUCCAGCAGGAUGUCCCCAGAGAUCCUUUGUUUGUUUUUUCACUGGGCUGGGCAGGGAAGAGCUUCCCUUUCUUCCUGAGUCCCAUCUGCCCUUCCUCGUGCUGCCUGUCACCUGCUCUGGGGCCAGCCCGGUCCCACAGGGCCCCUUUGGGACAGGGAUCAGCUCAGGGAGGAAACGGGAAUGAGGAAUGGGGCGGGGGAGAGAACAAAACUGAUCCCUAGGCUUUAGCUUUUAUAUUUUCAGAUUCUGUGCUGCUUCAGUGGGUGAGUCUGGGCUUCAUAUUAGGGGAUGGUGAGCUCUGUUCACAGAGCAGGGAGACAAAACAAUUCCUGCUCCAGCUGGGGACCAAGGACAGAGGAUCCAGAUCUCAAGAGCACAAACAACGUGGGCUGGAGAGAGAAAAACAAGCAGGAUGGGAUUUCAUAACCUAAAGCUGUCAUUGGACAAUUAACUCCAAUAUGCAAGUGGAGCAGAACUUACCAAAGUGAGACACCUUGUGACAAGCUGUCCGUUUUGGGACCAUUUGGGUUCACCUGGGUGCAGCCCUGGCUGGGCUCUGGUGCUGCCCAAGGUGGAUCCAUUGAGGAGAUCCUUUUCAUAAAUCCCUGCUUUAUUCUUUAGCUCUGUCCAGCCUCUGCUCUAGGUCAGCCUUCCCAAGGCAUUAAAACAGCUGGGAACUCAUCUGAGCAGACAGCAGCUGGCAGGAGCUGGGGUGAUUAAAUGAUGUGUAACUGAGAAUCCUCCGGGGUCAGAGUGCUUAGGGCAGCCAGAAAAACCCCACAGAGGGAUCCCUCCCUGGCAACAGCACACAGGUCCUGCAGCAGGGAGGGAAACACUCAGGAACAGCACACAGGUCCUGCAGCACACAGGGAAACACUCAGGAACAGCACACAGGUCCUGCAGCACACAGGGAAACACUCAGGAACAGCACACAGGUCCUGCAGCACACAGGGAAAUGUUCAGGAACAGCACACAGGUCCUGGAGCACACAGGGAAAUGUUCAGGAACAGCACACAGGUCCUGCAGCACACAGGGAAAUGUUCAGCAACAGCACACAGGUCCUGCAGCACACAGGGAAAUGUUCAGGAAUAGCACACAGGUCCUGCAGCACACAGGGAAACACUCAGGAACAGCACACAGGGAAAUGUUCAGGAACAGCACACAGGUCCUGCAGCACACAGGGAAAUGUUCAGGAAUAGCACACAGGUCCUGCAGCACACAGGGAAAUGUUCAGGAACAGCACACAGGUCCUGCAGCACACAGGGAAACACUCAGGAACAGCACACAGGUCCUGCAGCACACAGGGAAAUGUUCAGGAACAGCACACAGGUCCUGCAGUACACAGGGAAAUGUUCAGGAACAGCACACAGGUCCUGCAGCACACAGGGAAAUGUUCAGGAACAGCACACAGGUCCUAGAGCACACAGGGAAACACUCAGGAACAGCACACAGGUCCUGGAGCACACAGGGAAACACUCAGGAACAGCACACAGGUCCUGCAGCACACAGGGAAAUGUUCAGGAACAGCACACAGGUCCUGCAGCACACAGGGAAAUGUUCAGGAACAGCACACAGGUCCUGGAGCACACAGGGAAACACUCAGGAACAGCACACAGGGAAAUGUUCAGGAACAGCACACAGGUCCUGCAGCACACAGGGAAAUGUUCAGGAACAGCACACAGGUCCUGCAGCACACAGGGAAAUGUUCAGGAACAGCACACAGGUCCUGCAGCACACAGGGAAAUGUUCAGGAAUAGCACACAGGUCCUGCAGCACACAGGGAAAUGUUCAGGAACAGCACACAGGUCCUGCAGCACACAGGGAAAUGUUCAGGAACAGCACACAGGUCCUGCAGCACACAGGGAAAUGUUCAGGAACAGCACACAGGUCCUGCAGCACACAGGGAAACACUCAGGAACAGCACACAGGUCCUGCAGCACACAGGGAAAUGUUCAGGAAUAGCACACAGGUCCUGCAGCACACAGGGAAAUGUUCAGGAAUAGCACACAGAAUUCACAGAAUUUCACCAAAUUCACAGAAUGACCAGGAUGGAAGAGACCUUCAAGGUCAUCGAGUCCAACCCAGCCCCAACACCCCAACUGAACCCUGGCACCCAGUGCCACAUCCAGGCUUUGUUAAACACACCCAGGGAUGGGGACUCCACCACCUCCAUGGGCAGCCAUCCCAGAACUUUCAUCCAGCAGCACACAGGGAAACGCUGGGACCUGCCGGGCUGGCUCCUCCUGCCCCAGUGACAUCAGGGGACAAUGACCUGCCUGGCUGUCCUGUCCCUGUCACCUCCUCAUGCCCCAGGGGCCACAGGCACCCCAAAAGGAACCCACUCCUCCUGCUCCAGUGACAUCAGGGGACAAUGACCUUGCUGGCUACCCCACUCCCUUGGGUGUCCUUGUCACCUUCUCCUGCCCCAGUGACAUCAGGGAACCACAUCCUUGCUGGCUGCCCUGUCCUUGUCACCUCCUCCUGCCCCAGUGCACCCCAAAAGGAACCCUGAAAGCUUUACUGGGCCCCAGGACGUGCCCCAGUCCCACAGCUCCUCCUGUCCAGCUGCUGGACAGCCUUGGCACCUGGGGCCACCCCCAGGGGUGACACAGAGGCCACAGAUUGACCAGUUUAAGGAAAAACCUCGUGUGGGGUCUGUUCCCAACACCCAGCUCUGAAAGUGCCCCAACCUCUGACAGCCAGAUGCUGGAAAAUCUCCUAGAAAUGGGUUUUUCUCUGCUCACUCUGCUCCAAAGUUUUGCUCCAGUCUCUGUUCUUGGCCCUUGCAGGAAAAAAAGGAACUCUGGAUCCCCUCUGAUGCUUUUAUGGCUCCUGGAGUGGAACCCCACAGCUCCAACUCAACACCUGAAUUAAUUCACCCCUGCUGAACCAGCAGACACUGCUCUUAAAUCAGCAUUUAUUUCAGAGCUAGAGGGGGGGGAAAAACCCUCUCAAAGGGAUUUUGGGACACGUUUAUGAA
Molecule: messenger RNA, 3487 nt
Organism: Vidua chalybeata
Lineage: Eukaryota; Metazoa; Chordata; Aves; Passeriformes; Viduidae
Exons: 3
Coding region: 1463-2866 (467 amino acids)
Source: RefSeq, a predicted model, not a curated record